This is a messenger RNA of Podarcis raffonei (Aeolian wall lizard), 713 nucleotides long. RefSeq lists its product as uncharacterized. The record is from RefSeq and is a predicted model, not a curated record. NCBI's taxonomy places the organism in Eukaryota, Metazoa, Chordata, Lepidosauria, Squamata, Lacertidae. The coding region runs from base 1 to 654 and encodes 217 amino acids. The transcript is spliced from 6 exons.
AUGAAGUGCUGGUUCUCCUGCAACCACCACUGCCGCAGGUCCCGCUACAAGGAAGACCACAGGUUGUCAGAAAUCAGGGAGGAGGGAAAGCGAGAGAAAGGGAAUCAGGAAGGUGGGCCAAAGGAGGCGGCUGUCGGAGAAGGCUGUCCUCCUCGACGGGCGCCCAGAGCUGAGCCCCAGCCAGACGGGGCAGUUGAGGAUGGUGACGAUCCGGAAAGCCCUGCCAAGGCCCCCCAGCCCCUGGGGACGCUCCCCUCCAAGGAAGCACCCGCAGAAGCCCAGCCACCCUCUUCCCAACCUGCUCCGAGUUUCCCGAUUCCCCAUCAUGAGAUUCUGGGCUUCAUUCAAGAGCUGGGGGCAGCACAGGAGCGUCAGUCUCGCCACCGCCGGGAGCGGAAAAAGGACCUCCGCAGCUGCCACGACUGCCUGAAGUCCAUCAAGACCUUGAAGGAGAACCUGCAGGAGGUCCAGGGCCGGCUCUGGAAGGUGGAAGCCAAGCUGGGCAUCCGCGUGCCCCCCCACGAGCUGGAGCUGGAGGAGGACGAGAAGGAGCCCCCCAAGGAAGGAGGAGGGGAGGGUGAGGAGAGCCCCCUGGCCUGGGCGCCCCUUCCAGUUUCCCCCCAGCCUGGAGGUGGGGCAGAGGGCAGCUGGUGAAGAUGCCAAGCCAGAGACAGAAGCAGGCGGACGCAGCCCACCAUUUCACCGGCUGGCGG